GUGUGAUUUCACGUUUAUUCCGCUUGGAGCACUUGUUGCGUGCGAAAGGGGUGAAGCCAAAUCAAAACAUUCCGUCUGGCAAAUUACAUCACUCAUAGGCGGAGAUAAUGUCUCCGCAGAGAUGUCAUGUUUCCUUUUCGACUUUCCUGCUGUUCGUUCUGGGACUCGGAUAUGCACCCACAUUCGGAUGGAUGGUCCACUUUCGCCCGGCUACCCUGAAGCUGCAUAUGGAGCGGGGGGAUAAGGUGCAGCUUACCCUGGAAAACCUAGCACCUUCCACGCUGCAGCAACCGGAGCGCUUCCAUUUCCGCCUGGAAAGUGCUGACAAGGAUCUGGCCAGUAUUCCCGGGGAGAACGCGACCAUUCCCCUUAGCCUCUUCAACACGGAAACACGCGAUUGGACAGGCGAAAUCCUCGUCAAUGCCCUCUUUCUGGGGCAGACCAAGAUCCAAGUGAGGUUGUACGAUACCCAGCUGAACAAAAGUGAGUUGCCCACGAAUUGGAGCAACGACAGCUCGCUGGAGGUUAAGAUUCUGCGUCCGAUUCGGGUGGUCGAUCAUGUGUUCAUCGGCUCCAUCAUACUGCUGAUGUCUCUGCUGUACAUUAACUUUGGUGCCGCACUCAAUCUGGACGUGCUGAGAGGUCUGAUCACCCGGCCCACAGCUCCCUGCAUCGGAUUCGUGAUGCAGGUGGUGGGCAUGCCUCUGCUGAGCUACGCCUUGGGGGUGUUCAUCUUCCCCCAGGCACCGGCCAUGCAGCUGGGACUCUUCUUCACCGGCAUCUCGCCCAGCGGUGGGGCAUCGAACACCUGGAGCGCUGUGCUGGGCGGGAAUAUACACCUAUCCGUGCUUAUGACCACGGUGUGCAAUGUGGCUGCCUUCGCCACCAUGCCCCUUUGGAUUUUCACUCUUGGGCAACUGAUCUUCGAGCGCGUAGGCAUGCAGGUGCCCUACCAAAAAAUCGCUACCUACUGCGGCUCUCUGAUUUUCCCGCUGCUGAUCGGGCUACUCAUCCAGAAGCGACUGCCCCGGGUCACCCGGGUCCUGGUCCGUCUGCUUAAGCCCAUCUCCGCCUGCCUAAUCAUGUUCAUCGUCAUAUUCGCCAUCAUCACGAACUUCUAUCUGUUCUAUUUGUUCUCCUGGCAGAUUGCCGUAGCUGGCAUGGCUCUCCCGGGCCUAGGCUACAUCUUCGCCUGGCUGGCAGCCAAGUUACUCCAUCAAAAUGCCGCCGACGCGUUGACCAUUGCCAUUGAGACGGGCAUACAGAACACGGGCAUCGCCAUCUUCCUGCUCACAACCACGCUGGAAUCGCCGGAGGCGGACCUCACCACGGUAGUGCCGGUUUCGGUGGCCGUGAUGACGCCAUUCCCACUGCUGGGAAUAUAUCUUUACAAACGAUGCUGUGCACCCAAAACGAUCGAAGCUAACGCUGCCGAAUCGGAGCGGAUUGUUUAAGCUGUAGUUGCUGAAUUUUACAGUUUUUGAUAGCUGCUGCAAUAUUAUCAUUGUAUAGUGUUUGUACAUAUUGGUUUUUGAUAACUUAUACAACGUAAAGUUUGUGGACAAGGCUAUUCCAAAAUUUUCUACACUUAAGUCACACCCAAAUAUUUUGGGAUAAUCAUUUGUAAUUAUUUUACAAUAAAGUCAUAUUUAUACCUGUA
Molecule: messenger RNA, 1660 nt
Organism: Drosophila rhopaloa
Lineage: Eukaryota; Metazoa; Arthropoda; Insecta; Diptera; Drosophilidae
Product: P3 protein
Exons: 2
Coding region: 108-1454 (448 amino acids)
Cellular component (GO): membrane
Source: RefSeq, a predicted model, not a curated record